Molecule: messenger RNA, 2116 nt
Organism: Alligator sinensis (Chinese alligator)
Lineage: Eukaryota; Metazoa; Chordata; Crocodylia; Alligatoridae
Gene: EFNA1
Product: ephrin A1
Exons: 4
Biological process (GO): axon guidance; ephrin receptor signaling pathway
Cellular component (GO): plasma membrane
Molecular function (GO): ephrin receptor binding
Source: RefSeq, a predicted model, not a curated record
AGAUUGGCUUUGCUUACCCUGUCUGGGGGCCCAGCCCGGGAAGGGGCAGCCCAGGCGCCCCAUGGUCAAUGUACAUCUGCCUGGUUCCCCGGCCUUGAGCAGACGGAGCCGGGAGACAGGAGACAGGCUGUCUACCCCCCGGGGCUCCUGGGGAGCCAGGAGGGGCCCAGGCUGAGCUGGCCUGGAGUUUAUGAGGUGUCAAACCAGGCACAUUGUCCCUCUCGUCCACCCUGUAAAGCUCCCAGGGGCAGAGGCCUCCGGCAGGACGCACCUCUUCCCCCUUUCCACCAUCCUGGGCCGGGCACAGGGGUGCUGGCUGCAGCUCGUCAGCACUGUGCCCCUGUGCUGACUGCCCUGCUCUGCGCCAGGUUCUUGUGGGACGACUACGUGGUGGAGGUGCGGCUCAAUGACUACCUGGACGUCAUCUGCCCGCACUACGAGGAGGGCAGCGCAGGUGCCCACGCCAUGGAGCGCUACACACUGUACCUGGUGGAGCAUGAGGAGUUUGUUACCUGCAAGCCGCACUCCAAGGACCAGGUGCGCUGGGAGUGCAACAAGCCGAUGGCGCCACACGGCCCUGAGCGCUUCUCGGAGAAGUUCCAGCGCUUCACACCCUUCACGCUGGGCAAGGAGUUCAAGGAGGGGCACAGCUACUACUACAUCUCAAAGCCCAUACACCACCAUGGGGACACCUGCCUGAAGUUGAAGGUGACUGUGGUCGGCAAAGCCACUCAAACGCUGCCUACCCCCAUCCCCACGCAGCGGAGCAGGAUCCUGGCAGACGAUCCGGCACAGCAUGUCCUGCUGAGUGUGGGCCACAACACAGCGAUGCGCAGGAGCAGCCCCGUUGCCCUCCUCAGCCUCCUCCUUCCCCUUCUGGUGCUGCCUGGCCUGUGAGGCCCAGCCCGGCCCGGCCACAUGGACUGAGUGGCAGGACGGCGGAGGACAGAGUCCGCAGGACAGAGGAGCAGGCCCCACAUAGUGGCUGGCCUCCUGCGUCCGUGGAGCACGUGUGCAUGCCUCAUGCACACCCGUGCCUAGCCAGUGAUCCCCGCACAAGGCGGCAGCUGAGAACUUGUCAGUAUUAGGGGUCCGGGGACCCAAAGCUGAGCUGGAAGCUUCUGCCUCAGCCCUGCAGGGAGCAGUGGGACCCUGGGCAGGGAUAUAUUUACUCCCCUGCCAAAGAACAGAGACGGCAAACACUUCCUCCCCACACUGGAUAGUGCCCGUGGGCUGGCCUGGAGGAGCCACCUCUGAGUGUACAGCAUGGAUAUGUCCUGCAGGCAGGGCAUGCACAGCAGGGCAUGUCCUGGGGACCGGCCCUGGAGCUGGGGCUCAGCCAUAGCCCGUGGACUUGUGGCCAUGCUGGUGGCAGCCUGGCCUACUGGAGCAGGACCUCUGGAAGCAGUGGCCUGGGACUGGAGCGGGUCCCGGGAGAGAACCUGGAGCCACAGAAGGGUGGCAGCGCUGGGGCAGUGCCCCCAGCCCUGAAGUACCAGCAUCUGCCAGCCCCGCAGGCACCGAGGACAUGCAGCAUUGGGGGCUGCUAAGAGCAUCGCCCCAACCCCCUUGUCGCACAGCAGACUGAGCCUGGAGCCCAGGACUGUGACCCUCCCUCCUCAGCCCCUUCUCCUUCUCCUUCAUCUGUGCAGCUUCCUUCCUCCUCCGGGAGUUUUUAUACGUUUGUUUGGAAUAAAUAACAGAAAAGAGCCGGGUGCUGCUGCUGGCAGUGAGGGGAGCCUGGUGGGGUGUGCUGGGCGCGGGGGCCAUAGCAGCAGGCAUCAGCACUGCUGCCUGCUCCUCUGCUUCCUUAGGCUGCUGGGCACGGGGGACGGUGGGCUGGGGGUAAGGUGGGGGCCCUGCUCUAGUGGUCUCUUGGGGCCCCGCUGCUGGGGCGGUGCAGCCCCUGGGGGCCCGCAGUGGAGCAGAGGCUCUAGUCUCUCCGCCCAGUGCCGAGGCUGUGUACACUAGUUAGGUACUCGGCCGUGUUUGCAGAGGGCGUUGGACGGGAAAGGGCUGGGGCAGGCCAGCCUGGCAGCCAGGACCUGAACGCAGGGGCAGGGGGCGGGAUGCGAUGCCCAGGCCGGGCCGAGGGGCCGGGCCAGGUUGCUGUGCC